Molecule: messenger RNA, 1539 nt
Organism: Hemicordylus capensis (graceful crag lizard)
Lineage: Eukaryota; Metazoa; Chordata; Lepidosauria; Squamata; Cordylidae
Gene: PMF1
Product: polyamine modulated factor 1
Exons: 5
Coding region: 39-668 (209 amino acids)
Biological process (GO): chromosome segregation
Cellular component (GO): MIS12/MIND type complex
Source: RefSeq, a predicted model, not a curated record
CGGGGUUGCUGCGGCGUUUGAAUCUUCGGCGGGUCAAGAUGGCGGCGGCUGCUGCUGAAGCGGAGGAGCCAGCGGCGGAGAGAGACGGGGAGGAGGAAGGAGAAGAGAAAAGGCCGGGGGAGGCGGAGAGAGCCGCGACGGAACCCCGGCGGGAGCAGCUGUUCGACCUCAUCGUCGAGACGUUCUUGGCGAAGGUGGAGGAGGCCGGCAGCUACCAACGGUUUGCAGGCUGCUACAGCCGUCUCUACAGAACGCAGCCGGAACUCAUCAAGUGUAUCUACAAGCAGUUCAUAAGCCAGCUGCAGACUUGCUUUAGGGAGGAGAUCCAGGAGCUGAAGCAAGAAGGGAAUCUGGAGGUCCUCUUUGGCACGCUGGAUAAGCUGGUGGAGGGAGCCAAGGAGAGGGAGACGCCUGCCUGGCGCCCCAGCGGGAUCCCCGAAGAAGACGUCCGCAGCGCCGUUGUGCCGUACCUCCUGAAGCAGCGCACGUUCCUGCAGAAGGCCCUGAAGGGGAAGGAGGAGGCCAACGCCAAGCUGGCCGAAGCUGUGCUGGCCGGCCGCCAGAGGAUCACGGACCUGCAGCAGGAGAUCCAGAAACGCCAGGCGGAGUGGCAGGCAAUUGCUCGAGAAGGCCGUGAGAUUGCAGACUCGCUGGAAGAGCUCCAGUGAGACGGGCCUGGCUGGCUCCUGGUGAAGGGGAGUCUCCCCUCGGGUGGGGGGAAACGCGGCAGCUGCUUCGGAAGGCCAGGGUCCUGCCCUGGGCCCUCCUGCUCUCCGUGGGCCUCUCUUUGGGCAGGAGCCUGCAGCAGGGGCAGCUUCAGUGGUGUGCUUCCCCCACAGAGCGGUGGCCUGAACACCUGCCUCUGGGUUGCCUCCAAAACCUCUUUGCUCUGUGGGGUCUGGGACUUUCUCACAGGUGAUUGGCAACGCGCCUUCCUCCCUAGCUCCGAAGAGCUCCUUGCCUGGAAUCUUGACUCUCACUUCUCAGUCCGGAACGUACUCUCUAAAUACUAUAUUAGGAGGAGGAGGACGAGGAGAAGUCGCUGUUGUACAGUUGCAUCAAAGGGUUCCAGCUCCUCUCCUUCUGUCUUCUCCUUUUGGUUCUCUCGGUUUCAACUGCUUCUGCUUCUUUGUUUCUCUUUCCUUUCCUUUUUUUUCUUUUGGCCAGGUGAUCACUUGGAUCUCUGUGUGUCUUAUUCCUCCGUCUCAGAAACCUUUGCCUGGCUAUGGCUCUUUCCCCCAAAGGCAGGAUUUUUAUACAAGCUGAGAUAUGAUAAAAUGUUGAUAUGAUGUUGGUAUCUCUUGAGGUUUGCCGGAGAGGGGCAAGUGUGGAGGUUGCCAUGUAACUGCCUGCACUCUAAACCUAAAAAAGUGUGGUUUGCAGGCCUCCUUUGUCAAAUAGCUUGAAGGAAGAAGAACGGUUCUUGGUGUGACCAGAGUUGUCGGCCAUACCUUUUGGGUAUCUUCUGAAAUGGCAUGUUUUGUGGCUUCGGAGAUAGCCCUGAUGGACACUUCUGCAUUAAAAUAUCAUCUUUUCCAA